UCAUUAUUUUAAACAUGGCAACAAGUAAAAAGAGUCUUUGGGAGGCUUUGAAUGGCAGAAGCGAAGGAUCUGGCGCUGAAACGUUGGUGUUGGCUCAUGGCUACGGAAUGGAGCAGUCGAUGUGGGACAAAGUGGUUCCCUUGCUUGCCGAAAGCUACCGUGUUGUUACGUUUGAUUGGGUUUGUGCUGGAAGUGUGAAGAAUGAGAAGCUCUACGACCCUGUGAAAUAUUCCUCCUACGAAGCUUUUGCCGAUGACUUGAUCACUCUGCUGCAGGAGAUGAACCUCAAAGAUGUCACUUACGUCGGUAGCUCCAUGUCUGGCAUCAUUGGUUGCAUUGCUUCUGUCAAAACUCCUCAACUCUUCAAAACCCUAAUUCUGGUUGGUUCUUCCCCAAGGUUUCUGAAUUCAGAUGGUUAUGAGGGAGGCUUUAACAGGUCAGAUAUAGAACAGUUACUGUGGAACAUAGAAAACAACUAUGAAAGCUUUGUUUCUGCAUUCGCUUCAUUGAUAGCAGAUCCAAGCAAUGAAGAAAGUGUGAAGAAAUAUGAAGAGGGGUUGAAGAAUAUGGGAGGUGAAGUUGGUCUCCCCUUAGCCAAAACCAUAUUCUACUCUGAUUGGAGAGAGAUGCUUGAGAAGGUGGAGACUCCAUGCACCAUCAUUCAGACCAAAAAGGACGCUGCUGUUCCACACAGCGUAGCACUUUACAUGCAGAACAAAAUCAAAGGGAAAGUUAGGUUGGAAAUCAUAGACACACUUGGCCAUUUUCCCCAGAUAACUGCACACCUUCACUUUGUCCAAGUGCUCAAGGCUGCUCUUGGUUCAUAAUAAUUCAUGUUACCAAGAGGCAUUUAUGCAUGGUUUUUGUCCAAACCUUUUGUGUUCUUCUUUCCAUUACUAAAAAAGUAAUGCAUCAUCAUUUGUAUUUCAUUAUAAACUUUAGUUUUCUUCCACUUGGAAAUGUCAUUAAUAUGAAUGGCAAUCUCCCCUCCAACCAGCACACCCCUGUUUUCUGCCAUCCGUAUAGACACUCCAUUUCCUUGAAAUUUCGAUAUUUCGUAUACAUCUGUAAGAGUCAACUUCACAUGUUUCCUUGUACGUGAUUACAUAUGUAAGAGUCAAAGGAGAAAUCAAAUUCACAUGUUUUCUUGUACGUGUUUUCAUUUGUAAGAGUCAAAGGAGAAAUCAAAUCACAUGUUUCCUUGUAUGUGUUUACA
This is a messenger RNA of Vigna angularis (adzuki bean), 1216 nucleotides long. RefSeq names its product strigolactone esterase D14-like. NCBI's taxonomy places the organism in Eukaryota, Viridiplantae, Streptophyta, Magnoliopsida, Fabales, Fabaceae. The record is from RefSeq and is a predicted model, not a curated record. The coding region runs from base 15 to 827 and encodes 270 amino acids. The transcript is spliced from 2 exons.